Messenger RNA from Mollisia scopiformis, 1394 nucleotides. Its product is annotated as HET-domain-containing protein. NCBI's taxonomy places the organism in Eukaryota, Fungi, Ascomycota, Leotiomycetes, Helotiales, Mollisiaceae. The transcript has 3 exons. The annotation marks the transcript as partial. The record is from RefSeq and is a predicted model, not a curated record.
CAUGCACAUUUGCCGCAUGUGGCGUCAGCCUGAUGAGCAUUGCUGCCUCCCAGCCUCGUACAUUGCGCAACCUUCACACCCCAGCUCCAUUCUCUGAUUUUUAUCUUUCCAAUCCCCAUUCGUUCUCACUUGGCCAAUUCAGAUUGCUGAGAAUGGAGAGAGGUGGACCAGAAGCUAAUGAAUGUGCGAUUUGCGAAGAGCGCGGUGAAGCAGGGUUUUCGCGGCUUCGGGAACUCAAAUACGCUGUCCAGGCUGGCUGUGAUGCUUGUAAAACGGUCUUGACAGGUCUGGAAGCUUUGGCUCCUCUAACGAACCGUCUCCAGACCAUUACUGAUGGGACAAUCUUGGACUGGCGUUCUCAGCCAAGUCGGAUGAGCCCAUUGGACAUUGGAGUCGAUUUUGGGUAGUGGUGGCAAUCGGUCAUCAUGUACACCCAUCAUGAGACCUACAACGAGCGUUCAAUAUUCGGUGUUUUGAGAACAGUUCCUCAAGACUCAGCUUCCGACAGUACGUUCAAUCUUGCUAGGACGUGGCUGGACGAUUGCUUGCAGAACCAUCCGUCCUGCUCAGUCAAAAAGAGUGAUGGCACGAGGCAUCCUGCUCGAAUCCUUGAUAUCGAAUCAUUGCUAGAUAAUUCUGCCAUUAAGCUCAUCGACUUUCCCAUCAACCCAAUUUCAUAUGUAACGCUGUCCUAUUGUUGGGGAUCUUCCGUACCCCUCAAAACCGAAUCACAUUCUUUGACACAACGACAAAGCGGAAUCGAAUGGAGCACACUACCAAGGACAUUUCAGGACGCCGUAACCAUCACUCGACGUCUCGGAUACAGAUAUCUCUGGAUCGACUCAUUGUGUAUCAUCCAAGAUUCUCCACCAGACUGGCAGACAGAGUCCAGUAAGAUGGCUGAUGUAUAUGAAAAUUCUGUUGUCACCAUUGCAACUCUGUGGGCUUCAGAUUGUAAUUCUGGUUGUCUUAACCAACGUGACAUAUCUGUUGUGUCUAUCGACCACCGUAUGCCAGAUGGGGUGAACCAAACGGUCCAUGUAUGUGAAGCUCAUGUACACCCUGUGAUACUCAAUGUGCCGAUCGCAUCCUGCCCUCUGUACUCUAGAGCAUGGGCAUUUCAAGAACGUAUUUUAUCCCCACGCGUUCUCCACUAUACGGACUCCGAAGUCGUUUGGGAGUGUCGUAGUGACUUGAAGUGCGAAUGUGGUAGUAUCGAGUUCGGUAUGGAGGUAUCUAGCUUAGAGAGAUCCAAAGACUUGAGGGAGACGUUAAUGUUGGUCAGCGAGUACUGUAUGCGAGAUCUAACUUUCGAUGCAGACAAGCUUCCAGCUAUGUCAGGAAUCGGGAAACGUCUUUGUAGGCUCGAAUGGGGGAGCUACUUUGCCGGACUG